Messenger RNA from Suncus etruscus (white-toothed pygmy shrew), 1542 nucleotides. RefSeq names its product migration and invasion inhibitory protein (gene MIIP). Bases 136 to 1266 code for a protein of 376 amino acids. Lineage: Eukaryota; Metazoa; Chordata; Mammalia; Eulipotyphla; Soricidae. The transcript has 9 exons. The record is from RefSeq and is a predicted model, not a curated record. Gene Ontology annotation, biological process: negative regulation of G2/M transition of mitotic cell cycle; negative regulation of cell migration.
GCGGAAGUGCCCUUAAGGCAGCGGCGGGCGGGCCGCCCGGUUCCCGGCUGGGGGUCCGGUCCGGUGUAAGAGCCAGGCUUGGAACCUGCCUUGAGGAGAUCGCGUGGCCCAGUGGUCAGCGCUGCAGAGCCCGGGAUGGCUGAGGCCACUGAUCUGCUGCAGCUACGGAAGCUCAACCUGGAGCUUUUAAAGAAGCUGACAGCGGGGCAGGAGACCAUGCGGCGUUUGGUGGCGAAGGUGCAGGCCGCCUCGGGGUCAAGCCUGGACUCGGGCAGUGGCUAUGCCAUGGAAACACCUUCAUCCCACGAGGUUUCAUCACUGUCGUUAUCAUCCACUUCCCCCACCGAGGGAGCCCACCCAAGUAAUGCCUGUCGGGGGUCCGAACCUAACAGCGCCGGCUCCAGGACAAGCCCUCUCCCCACCACUGAUCGUCAACAUCAGGAGUCCUUGAGUCCUGGAACACCCCACCGAAGUCCUCUGCUGUCCAGUGCAGACUCCAGAGAACUUGAAUCAUCAGAAUUAGAGGAUUUGGGGUUUCUGGAUGCCCGGGCUCAUCAGAGCAACCUGACCAAGAAAGCGACCAUCCAGAUGGAGUCCCCAAUGCCUGCGAGCAGCUGGCGCCUCCGCCCGUACCUGGGCUACGACUGGAUUGCAGGCUCCCUGGACACCAGGUCCCCGGCCAGCAGCAAGUCCGAGGCCUUCUUUUCGCAGCUACAGCGCUUCCGGGAGGCCAACCCAGAGGAGUGUUACAGCCGUGAGCACGAGUCCCUGUUCCGAGGGAUCCCCGCAGCCAACGACACUGAAGAGGCCCAUGAAUGCAUCUACUGCUACCGUGUCAACCAGCGCCUGUUCCUGGUACCCUCGGACCCCGACAGUUCCUGCCGCCUCUGCCGGAAGCCCCGCAGUCAACAGGACCCCAGCACCUUGGAGAAACCCGCGCAGGUCAGGGUGAGUGUUCCCCUGGCUGUCCUCGAACCCCCGCACCUGCCUCGCAUCCACCGGCGGAAAAGCUUUGACGACUCCGACACAUUGGCUCUGUCCCGGCACUGUCUCCUGGGCUGGGACGCCCUCCCGCCCAAGCCCGAGCAGAGCUGCACCGCUAAAAGCCUGGACCUCCACGCCUACGUCCCCCUCGAUCUGCAUUCCCAGAAUCUGCCGGAUGCCAGCUCAGCCUUGGUACGAAGGGGGCACCACGGUUGUUGUGCAGAAUCAGGGAAGGGGGUUUUGAGCCCAGGACCUCUCCUCUGGGCCUGUUCCCCACACUAACCCAAGGUCCCCUCCAGGCCCCCCACCUUCCCCCAGAUGAUGAUGACCCAGCACUUGAGACCCAGAAGAGAAUUAGGUGGGGACUGGUGACCUGAGCCACCCGUUCACCUCAGGCCCUGCCACUGGGAUCCUGGAUGUUCUCCCACUCUGUGACACCCGGGGGACAGUGCCCGCUGCAGGUGUGCUCAGCUGGCCCUGGGGUUGGGUCCUGGCUGGGGACAGAGGGGCUUGUGGGGAUCGGGACCUCUGGAACACAUUUGUCAAUAAAACUCAGUU